GCAACUCGAAAUCGUUCUCGUACGUCCAUGUCUUUUCUCCGGCCAUCGAAAUGAUGCCAUCUGUUUAGUGCGUCUUUAUAAAUCAACGACUACGUUACUCUUAGAAAAAACUUCUCUCCCCCUUCCCAUCAAUCUUCUCCAAUUCCAUCUUUUUGGGGGUUUUUUUUUUGUUGGAUCUCUCUUUGCGGAACUUUAGGGGAGGUAAAAAAGGGAUUUUUGAUUGAUUUGGGAGCUCGAGAUUAUCAGUUGAUUCGAGCGAGGUUUUGUAUUGUAUCUAGAAAGUAUCGAUUUUGGGGAGGUUGGUGUGGUCAAUUAGAAGACUUUUGUUGCUUGGUUAUAGUAAUGGAAGACGGCGAGCUUGAUUUCUCGAACCAGGAAGUGUUUUCGAGUUCGGACAUGGGUGAGUUACCGCCUAGCAACUGUUCGAUUGAUAGUUUCUUUGAAGGGCUUCUCAUGGAUUCUCAUCAAGCUGCUUGUACCCACACUCACACCUGUAACCCAACGGGACCAGAGAACACGCAUACCCACACGUGUUUCCAUGUCCACACCAAGAUCCUGCCGGAGGAUAGCGAUGAGAAGGUUUCCACCGAUGACACGGCCGAGUCCUGCGGGAAGAAAGGCGAGAAGAGGCCUUUGGGGAACCGAGAAGCCGUUAGAAAGUAUAGGGAGAAGAAGAAGGCUAAAGCCGCUUCGUUGGAGGAUGAGGUCUCAAGGCUUAGGGCUGUGAAUCAGCAGCUGGUGAAGAGGUUGCAAAGUCAGGCUACCUUGGAAGCUGAGGUCUCGAGGCUCAAGUGUUUGCUUGUUGAUCUAAGAGGAAGAAUAGAUGGGGAGAUUGGAUCUUUCCCUUAUCAGAAACCAAUGGCUGCAAAUAUCCCCUCUUUCUCGCACAUGAUGAAUCCGUGUAACGUACAGUGCGAUGAUGAAGUUUAUUGCCUUCAGAAUGGGUUUGGAGGGAAUAGCCAAGAAGGUGCAUCGAUCAAUGACCAAGGUUUAAGUGGUUGUGAGCUUGACCAGCUACAAUGCAUCGCUAAUCAGAACUUCGUUGGCAAUGGAAACGGAUCAUUCCACAACGCCACUGCGUCUGCCUCUAAUAAGAGAAAAGGUGGGCAUCGUGCACCUAAAGCAGUUUGAGGCAUCAUCAAGAUUGUACCAUCUAAUUCCACCAGGAUAGAUAUUUUUAUUCCAAAUAAGUUGUAGGGUUCAGCUGCAGAAUCAGCUUCACUCAGGUUCCUUUUGCGUUUGCAUUUUUUUGUUUUUUUCUGAUUCUUUUUUGAAUCUCUUCUCCUUCCCUUGUAUUUUCUUGUUGAGUGCCGUACUAUAAGGAUGAUUUGUUAAUACAAACUCAAAUUUUCCGUGUA
Eutrema salsugineum is the source of this 1358-nucleotide messenger RNA. Its product is annotated as basic leucine zipper 19. Gene Ontology annotation, biological process: regulation of transcription by RNA polymerase II; DNA-templated transcription. The transcript is spliced from 3 exons. Bases 343 to 1131 code for a protein of 262 amino acids. Gene Ontology annotation, molecular function: DNA-binding transcription factor activity, RNA polymerase II-specific; RNA polymerase II cis-regulatory region sequence-specific DNA binding. The record is from RefSeq and is a predicted model, not a curated record. Lineage: Eukaryota; Viridiplantae; Streptophyta; Magnoliopsida; Brassicales; Brassicaceae.